Messenger RNA from Suillus clintonianus, 3283 nucleotides. RefSeq lists its product as uncharacterized. Lineage: Eukaryota; Fungi; Basidiomycota; Agaricomycetes; Boletales; Suillaceae. The coding region runs from base 14 to 3022 and encodes 1002 amino acids. The transcript has 8 exons. The record is from RefSeq and is a predicted model, not a curated record.
CGACACGACAACAAUGAGCCCAAAAAAUUCAUCGAAAAAAGCCGCGAAAGCGAAGAUUCCCGAUAGAAAUUUAAGGGUAACCGACUUUUUUGCCCGAAGACCAGCACAAGCGUCGACUUCGUCGGUUGUGUCGUCUCAGCCUGGCCCAGUCGCGUUGGCCACACGUUCGCGUCAGAGCAACGCUUCAAAGUCAUCUGAGACAUCUGUCUCAGCCUCUCACAGGCAGACUAUGACUAUGACUACCACUCCACUCUCUGUUUCUCGCACCUCUACCUCCAGUGGUUCUACUACUCUUCUUUCUCCACCGCACACAGCAUCUAGGACUCGAUCUUCUACCUGUCAAACACCGACAGGUCCUAUGGUAUCGCCUCGUAUUACACGCAACCACGCAGUACAGAACACCCCUAGGGCGGUCUCUCGAAAGCGUCCUCGUUCCCCAGACCAGUGUCUCGGCACUUCUCACCUCCUGAGCUCGUCUUUGUCCGCCAAGGCCAGAACACCCCUCAAGCGUAAGAAGAAAUUCGACAGCGAUUCUGAGAGUGAACGUCCAAGCACUGUCAUCUAUGUCCAGAGACCAGGCUCUCCUUUGAAGCCGUCCACACUAGCCCUUCCACCCACAGUGCCUCACACACCUUCACCCAGUAAGCAUCUCAUAUUCAGUAGCCAAUCUGACGAGAUGGAACUCGUCCUCCCUGUACCAGACACCUCCUCCCUCAGUCAAGUCAAGGAACAAGUCCACAGUUGGCGCCAAAAUACUUUGGCAUCACCGUCGUCGUCUGUCAUUCAUGACAGUAGCCCCUGUGAUGUAGGUACAACGAAUGCAGGCCUGCCAGAACUUGUCACCUCCCCGUUCAAUGACGACGCGCGCUCGCGCUCUGCAACGUCCUUGCCAAGUGCACCUCCUGAGACACCCCUUCAACCCUCUGCUUCACUGCCCUCCCCGCCUGACACCGCAGGCGCCUUGCCACUUCCCGCCACACCCACGUCUGAUAAAGCACACAAGACUGCUGAGCUCAUUGCAAGUAUCAAAGCAAAAGCAUUCGCUGACAGCCCCCUGAGCGACGAGGAGAAAAACUACACGUUCCGUGAGCUCGAUGAGAGCAGCGACGAUGACCUAGAAAACAUGACUCUCCUUCCCGAUAAGAAGGGCAAGGGCAAGAGCUCACAUCUUCCUGUCCUGAAUGGUAUGGAUGGCGUAUUCGACUCGCCCCUAUCCAGUGUCCCAUCCUCGCCACCCAAACCUUCCACUUCAUAUAAUCUCCGCAACCGCCGUUCUCCUUCUGCCUCCCCCACGCGUCCCCCUCUUAACACCCACAAGAUGUCCCGAACUCAGAUACACACGCGCUCUGGUCGUACAAGCAAGCCUGCGCUGCCCCUACGCCUUCCUACCAUCGUCGUCACCAAGAAUGCGCCUGGACCUUCGAAGCUCAAGAAGUCCUUCAACCCGCUUGAAGCGCUCCUCCGUGAGAAAAAAGCAGCGGAGAAGCGCGGGAAUGGGAGUGCCGCAUUCCUGCGCGCUGAGGACGCUUUGCAGGCCCACGUCUCCUUGGGUGUGGGUCUGGAAGAUGACAUGAACUUGGCAGACGAGGGUGCCGCGUGGCAGGCUAUUCAGGAACACGCUCAGCGCAAGUCGAGUAGCCCCAUGCUUGGACCACUGGAAGAUGAUGUGUUUAUGGGCGAACGUGAGACCAAACUGCUUGGUCGUGAGGCAGGUGAAAAGAUCGAAAAGAUCCUCGUCAGCGACAAGAACAGCGAAAGCAAAAGGCCGAAGGGGAAAGCUUUGGGUGUGCAGCUCUGGCAGGAGGGCGCAGGUGAUGAUGGAAUGGAUAUCGAUAAAGAGUGCAAUGUGAGCUUCGGAGAUGGCAGUAAUCAUCCUGUAUUGGCACUUUUGCAACACCUGGGUGGGAUUGGAGCUGCCGAUCAGCUGGCUUUGACUCUGUCUUCAGGAGUGCUCGGCGUUCUAGGCCCUGAGGAGAAAUCAAUUGUUGUUUCGCCUCUUUUUGCGCUGGCCAUCAGUCACACGGAAUCCUGCCUCUCUGGCGCAGCAUACAGUGCUCUGCAUAGUUUGUGGAGUGCAGCAUCCUCCACAUCCAAAUCUACGCUCCGCUUUACGGACGUCGCUGCUGUGCUCGUCAACCUUGGCGCAUGCCACCAAGUGGCAGAAGACCUCCACUGGACAAUUCCUAAGGACGAACGUCCGUCUCAUAUCACCGCUGAAGACCGUUCGCGUGUUUUGAGUAAGCUGGUGACGCUGGUGGGCAUUGCCGGUCGAACGGGAAAUAUUGUGGCAGAUGAUGCUCCUGACGUGCUGUUGAGCCUCGUGCUUAUUGGCCUUGACAAAACCACUUCUAACGAGCUGAGGGCUGACUUAAAUCUCGCCAUCGACAACAUUUGCCAAACUAUUGAUACAUCAACUCACGUUUCCAUCCAUCAACGACUUCUCGGUUAUGCAUCUACGCUUACGCCGGCCAAUCAAGCCCAUUUCAUUUCGUUCUUCAGCAGCGGCAGUGGUCGCACACGUCACAUCGCACAGUGGCUUGCAUACGCGCUCUUCCUUCCAAACAGUAGACCUUCUGAUGCGCUUCCCGCACUCGACCCGCUCAUCCUUCUGCUUUCACCUGCACCUGGCUCGGAUGAGCUCUUCGACGUCACUAGCCUCAAGGCGGACUUUGAGGACCUCGGGCAUCACUUCGCUAUCAUCAGCGUCGCGCUCUCAAACAUCGAUUCCUACGUCCAUGAAGAGAACUCGUCUUCCCAGUCGCUUUCUCGUCAAUCAUCCAUGGCGGACGACAGCCCCCGGAAAAGUCAGAAGCCUCUUGCUCCACUUGAGCUACUCCUGCGUGUGUUGGAGGUCACGCAGGGGCGCAUUGUCGACACGCGUGCGGCACACCUGGAUCGCUCACGCACAAAGGCGGAGAUGCAUCGCCUCCAGAUGCGCGUGCAUUAUCAGCGCCAAGCCCUCAAGCCCUCAGGAGGGUAUAUAAAGCCGGCCACUAUCCAGCAUUACUUUGGUCCCAAGUAGCCUCAAGUAUACCCAAGUCACACAUGGGCUUCUUCUCUUCUUUUCCUUCUCUCUGCUUUUCUCUUUGUUUAAUGCAUGCCUCGCUUUUCCGCCAUGCGACUUCAUUUGUGAAUGUUAGUUAACAUUCUACGCUUCUUCACAAUGUCGCUUUCGUUGUCAUGUUUUCCGCUCAGAUGAUGCUUUCUUUCUACUCUAUGAGCUACCGACAAUGCUACUCCCGUCUCCUCGCCCGCUGCAGUAACAUAUUAUGUCCAUUAUAGC